Messenger RNA from Silurus meridionalis, 5405 nucleotides. RefSeq lists its product as uncharacterized. The record is from RefSeq and is a predicted model, not a curated record. Lineage: Eukaryota; Metazoa; Chordata; Actinopteri; Siluriformes; Siluridae. Gene Ontology annotation, molecular function: aspartic-type endopeptidase activity; nucleic acid binding; zinc ion binding. Gene Ontology annotation, biological process: DNA integration; proteolysis.
GUGAAUGUUAAUAGGACUGCUGUAAAGCUUCGUCCCCGAUGUCCAUUAGGGAUGUUACAUCAAGCUCAAAUUGUCAGUUUACCGGCAGGGAUUUCAGAAGUAUACACUGAAUCCAAUGAUCUAGAGGUAGCUAUGGUAAAUUCCCACGUAGGUCAGGUAGACCCCAUGCAUGAGAUUAUAAAAUCUGUAGAUCUGCAGGCGUUGUCUGCGUUAGAUCAGCUGAAGGUGAGAGACUUGUUGAAUAAAUAUGCUUCUGUCUUUUCAGCACAUGAGGGUGACUUGGGAUGAACCAGCUUUUAGAGGCCCAGGUGAUUCGGGAGAGCUGCAGUCCUUAUGCAUCCCCUAUAGUUCUUGUUAAAAAGAAAGACGGCAGCCUGCGGAUGUGUGUGGACUAUAGACAGCUAAACAGUAAGACUCGUCGAGAUGCCUUUCCAUUGCCACGCAUUGAAGAAUCCCUGGAUGCACUUUCUGGGGCUAAAUGGUUCUCUACCUUAGAUUUGGCCAGUGGAUACAACCAGGUGCCCGUGGCUGAGAAGGAUAAGGGGAAGACUGCAUUCUGCACGCCAUUUGGACUUUUUGAAUUCAAUCGUAUGCCCUUUGGCCUCUGCAAUGCACCUAGUACAUUCCAGAGACUUAUGGAACCUUUUGGUGCACAACAUUUUCAGUCUUUACUGUUGUACCUGGAUGAUGUUAUUGUGUUUUCAUCUACCGUAGAUCAGCACCUUGUCCGGUUGGAGUCCGUGCUGUCUAGACUACAGAAGGAGGGACUAAAAGUUAAGCUGGAAAAAUGCUGCUUCUUUCAAACAGAAGUGAAGUAUCUUGGCCAUGUGAUCACUGAAGAGGGUGUUUCCACCGACCCUGAAAAGGUAGCGGCUGUGUCAACUUGGGGUCAUCCCACCACAGUGUCCGAGCUGAGAUCAUUCCUUGGAUUCACCAGUUAUUAUAGACGUUUUGUGGAGGGUUUCUCCAAAUUAGCAGCACCAUUGCAUCAUCUGGUUGCUACGCUUACUGGCAAACACCAUAGGACGGGUGCAAGGCACCCAAUAGGAACUGCAUGGACUAAGGAGUGUGAAGAGAGUUUUAAUAACUUAAAAGUCUCCCUGACCACUGCCCCAGUGUUGGCUUAUGCAGACUUUUCUCUGCCUUUUAUUUUGGAGAUUGAUGCCAGUCAUAGUGGCUUGGGAGCUGUGCUGUCUCAAGAUCAGGAUGGACAGGUAAGGCCAGUUGCCUAUGCCAGCAGAGCUUUAUCCCCCUCUGAAAGAAAUAUGUCCAAUUACAGCUCUAUGAAGCUUGAGUUUUUGGCCUUGAAGUGGGCAAUGACAGAAAAGUUUCGUGAGUAUCUUUUGGGGCAUAAGUGUGUUGUGUGGACUGACAACAAUCCACUCAAUUAUUUGAAUACAUCAAAAUUGGGAGCGACUGAACAGAGGUGGGCAGCCCAGUUAUCUGACUUUGAUUUUACAAUUUGUUACCGCUCAGGAAGAACAAAUGUUAAUGCAGACUCUCUUUCAAGGCAACCCCAUUCUGUUGACAUCUCAUCAGGGUUAGAACCUCUUCUUCCAGGGACCCUUCCAGAAAGUUUGCAGUUACAUCCUGACUUAAUACCUACUUUGGUAACACAACUGGCAAUUUCUGUGCUCCCAAGUCAUGACAUUAAUCACUUGAUCACUCUUCAGCAACAGGAUCCAGUUAUAGGCCCUUUUCUUAAUUUUUGGCAUCAGAAAAGAAGCCCUGAUCGGUUGGAACGGAAAAGACUUUCUAGGUCUGUUCAAGAACUGGUACGGCAGUGGGAUCGUUUGUUUGAUCGAGAGGGGCUCCUGUAUCGUAGAUUCCACCGGCCCGAUGGUGGUGAAGAACAAUACCAGUUGAUCCUACCUGAAGCCUUGAGGGAAGAAGUAUUGCAGCAGUUGCAUCAGGGUCACGGGCACCAGGGCAUCGAGAGGACAACGGAGUUGGUGCGGCAGAGGUGCUAUUGGCCAGGGAUGUAUGAACACAUAAAACAGUGGUGCCAGCGCUGUCAGCGAUGUGCUAUGGCAAAACCCCUUCCAUCCAUAACUCGUACUCCAAUGGGGCAUCUGUUGGCCUCUAGACCAAAUCAGAUCUUGGCCAUAGAUUUCACCCUUCUCGAUCGCUCAAGGGAUGGAAGAGAGCAUGUCUUAAUUAUGACUGAUGUCUUCUCUAAGUUUACCCAGGCAGUUUCUACUAGAGAUCAACGGGCCCCUACAGUGGCAAGAGUACUUGUUCAAGAGUGGUUCUAUAAGUUUGGGGUGCCUGCUCGUAUCCACUCCGACCAAGGUCGAAAUUUUGAAAGUGCUCUAAUUCAGCAGUUGUGUGAACUCUAUGGAAUCCAGAAGACCCGCACUUCUCCUUAUCAUCCUCAAGGAAAUGGACAGUGCGAACGAUUUAAUAGGACGUUGCAUGGCCUUCUGAGAACUCUUCAGCCAGAUCAGAAGCAUGAUUGGCCCCUUUAUCUCCCCCAGAUGAUUUUUUCAUAUAAUACCACUAUUCAUCAAUCUACGGCGAGUCCCUUAUUUUUAAUGUUUGGUCAAGAACCUCAUUUACCUGUUGACUUUCUUUUGGGUAGAGUUAAGGAGCCAGUAACAGGAUCUGUGAGUGAGUGGGUGCAAGAGCAUCGCCAACGUCUGCAAAUAGCUUUUGAUACAGCUAAGGAACGGCUGAAAGCUGCUGCAGUCCUUCGGAAGGAGCGUCAUGACCAGCAGGUGACUUCUGUGGGUUUCAGGGAAGGUGAGCUGGUCUAUCUUCGAGCUAAUGAUAUUCGAGGAAGAGCAAAAAUCCAAGAUGUUUGGGGCCUACAGACAGUGCCAAGAGGACGCAAGGCCAGGAUGAUGCUUCGUUCCCAGACCCAGGCAGCCACUGAUAAAGAUGGAGCCUGGGGAACAGUGGAUUCAACUGAGGAAGAAAGAGAGGAGGAUUGGUUGCCUCCUGUACGACCCAAGGGUACGGCAUCCAGGACUGGAGCAGGGCCGCCCAUUAAACCAUUCGAAGAAGGGAUGGCAGAGGUGUUCUGGCAGUUCAUGCAUGCACAGGAGCAGCAAGAGCAACGCUACCUCCAAGCGCUGCAGACUCUGCAGGAGACCAUGCAGAAGCCCACAACUGGAGCUUCCUACACCAGCUCCCCCCGUGGAAGUGCUACUGCACUGAGGGUCCAGAGCACACCGACGCCCACCAGUCAGCCAAUGCUCAGAACCGAGCCCAAGUUGCCAAGCUUCCAGCAAGGGGAAGACAUUGAGAACUAUCUGCAUCAGUUCGAGUGGCUCGCCAGAACCUGGAAGUGGCCAGAGGACGAAUGGAGCUACCAGCUGGUUCCACUGUUUACCGGACAAGCACUGGAGGCCUACCUGGCGAUGGAUGAAGACCAAGCAGUGGUCUACAGUGCACUCAAGAAGGCGCUGUUGGAGAAGUUUAAUGUUUCUCCAGAAACCUAUCGUCAGCGGUUUUGUGCGACUACGACCCCAGUUGCAGAGACACCUUCAGAGACGUAUAAUCGGCUGAGGCACUUGUACCGCUGUUGGGUGCGACCGGAACUACACACCAAGGAGGAGAUUGGUGAGAUGGUCAUCCUGGAGCAGUUUCUCCGUGUCCUGCCAUACGAGAUCAGGAUAUGGGUAAAGGAACGGGAGCCGAGAACUGGGCUAGCUGCUGCCAAACUUGCCCAGCAGUAUCGAAACGCUCACCAGGAGAGUCGUCGUUUCCAACUGGUGAAAGGUGACCAGAAGAGUUCUACCAGUGGAUGGAGCGCUGGAGAAUCUCCCCGCCACCUUCAAGCCAGCAAGGGGGACAAAGACACCAGAGAACAGAAACUCAUCUGCUACUAUUGCCAACAGCCAGGACACAAAGCAACCGUGUGCCCAGCAAGAAAGGCCAAGCUGACGGGGUUUUGUUAUGUCCCAAGGAAGGAGGACAGUACAGUGAACUGUAUGGGGAACCCCCAAAUCGUUCCAGUGACCGUUAAUGGGAAGGAGUUGAAGGCUUUGUUGGACACUGGGAGUUCAAUGUCACUGGUGAAAAGAUGUCACGUGACCAGUGUGUCUUUCACGCAUCACACAAAGUUACAAUGUGUGCAUGGAGAGGUAAAACAGUACCGCCAAACCGAGGUGAAUGUGUCCAUAAACGGGCAGACCUACCUACUCACUGUGGCUGUUGUGGAAACCCUACCGGCAGAUGUUAUUUUGGGACGUGAUGUACCGGUAUUACCCGAACUGGUACAAGCAAACUGGGAGGACGAACGAACGAGAUCCAACGUCCAGCUAGCCUGUCCAGUCGUCACUCGGGCCCAAGCCAAGAUGGGACUGCAGCCGUUGCCUAACAUGGACAGUAGCUUGUUGCAAGGCGGGACCAAGGGGCCCAGAAAAUCACGUCGCCAACGUCGGCUAGAGAAAGGACUUGGUACCCCGGUGCCGGAGAUUAAAACCGAAGGACUGGAGUAUGUCAUUAACAACAAUAUCCUAUAUAUGCAAGCCCCGGAUGUAACCAGGUUGGUGGUGCCGAGAUGUUGUCGCCCCGUGGUGCUGCAUCUAGCACAUACAGUUCCCUGGGCAGGACAUCUGGCUCUGCAGAAGACCUACGCACGUAUCAGCUCACGAUUCGUCUGGCCGGCGUUGUACACGGAUGUACAAAAGAUCCAGGAGGCGGGCCUGACACUGAACGUGGAUAAAUGUGUGUGGGCCAAGGCUGAGGCAGACUACCUAGGUUACCGCUUGGGUGACGGAGAGCUGAGGCCGCAAGUGGACAAGGUGGAAGCCAUUCGCAACAGCCCGAGGCCUACAACUAAGAAGGAGGUCAGGUCCUUCUUAGGACUGGUGGGAUGGUACCGGCGGUUCAUCCCAAAUUUCUCCACCACUGCAGGAGCGCUGACCAACCUGCUGGGAAAGGCAGUGAGGAACCCAAUACGGUGGACUGACGACUGUGAGACAGCCUUUGUCAUGCUGAAGGAAGGAAUGUGUGCAGAGCCUGUCUUACGCAAUCCAGACUUUACAAAGCGGUUCACUGUCCAGGUUGAUGCAUCCUUGGGCAUUGGAGCAGUCUUGACCCAGGGUGAGGAAGGCAACCAGAGACCAGUUUCCGACCUGAGUCGGAAACUGCUGCCACGUGAAACCCGGUACUCCACUAUUGAAAAAGAAUGCCUGGCAAUCAAAUGGGCCCUGGAGAGCCUGAAGUAUUACCUGAUAGGAAGAGAAUUCACCCUGGAAACAGACCACAGAGCAUUAACCUGGAUCCACACCAUGAAGGACCACAAUGCUCGGGUGACCAGGUGGUACCUCUCCUUGCAGCCGUACAACUUCAGAAUCAGACAUCGACCAGGGAAACAGAACCUGACUGCUGACUACCUGUCUCGCCACCCGGCAAGCUCGCGGCUUGGAGAGGGGGAAGGUGAUGUGACAGAGUGA